Nematolebias whitei (Rio pearlfish) is the source of this 4218-nucleotide messenger RNA. It is a transcript of the gene pelp1, whose product is annotated as proline, glutamate and leucine rich protein 1. Gene Ontology annotation, biological process: rRNA processing. The coding region runs from base 16 to 3825 and encodes 1269 amino acids. The record is from RefSeq and is a predicted model, not a curated record. Lineage: Eukaryota; Metazoa; Chordata; Actinopteri; Cyprinodontiformes; Rivulidae. The transcript has 19 exons. Gene Ontology annotation, cellular component: nucleus.
GUAGAAAGAGAAAAAAUGGCUGCAGCGUCUUGGCUGCAUGGUACAGGUGCUAUGCGACUAACAGAAGGUUUGAUGUCGCUUUUGAAGGAACAACGUCCGGAGUUUUUAGCCGAAGCGUUGGCCAACUACAGAGAACAUGGCGUGUUUUCCACACAGGGCACGAGCGAUGUUGCAGAUCUCGUGGGUUUUAGCAAUGCUAAGCUGAGCUCAAGCAAAACCAGGUUUGAGGGACUUUGCCUGCUCUCCAUGCUGGUUAAAGACAGCUCCAGUGAUCUGUUCCAGCAACACUGUCUUUCCUGGCUGCGCUUCCUGCAGCAGGUCAUACAGUCUCAGGCUCCAGUCCAGACUAUCCAACUUGCUGUGACCAUUCUGAAAGAUCUGCUGCAGUACUCUUGUCAGCUCGCAGAACUUGCCAGGGAGGUCAGCCUGAACUUCAUUCUCGGCAUUUUGACAUCUCUUCUAGGCCUCAAAACCGAGUGUGAGCUUGCAGCCAUGGAGGGGAUGAAGGCAUGUAUGAUUUAUUAUCCCAGAGCCUGUGGAUCCCUAAAGGACAAACUUGGAGUUUAUUUUCUCUCCAAAAUGGACAGCACAAACAGACAAACACUAGAGAUGGCCUGCCAGGGUUAUAGUCAUCUGCCCUGUCUGGGGGGUCUGUUGGACAAAGCAAUGGGUGCUGGUAGAGCUGAGGGCUGGACCAGUAAGAUUCACUGUCUCCUGGCCUCUGGCAAUAGCCUUCUGGCUCAGAUCUACCAAGGUUCAGAAACAGAUGAAGCUGUGCAGUAUGAAGGUCCUGGCAUGGAGCUAGCCUUUCCUUAUCUUGACCAAACAGAUCCACUGCUGCUGCUGCAGCUCCAACACAGAUAUACGGCUGUUUGUAUGACAAUUAAACACACACUCCGAGCGGAUCCUGCCUCAGCCGUCCAUCUGCCUGUCAGAUUGAUACUCAACAUGGUGUGCCGAGCACUCGCUGUCAACUCCAAGAGCAUAAACUUAACAGCUGAUGGAAGUUUAAGAUUGCUGAUCCUUCCCAGUAUUCACAUCAACAGUUUGGAGGUGCUGUCGGAGCUCAUUACAGAAGUGCGUAGUGGGAUGAUACAGUAUGCAGCUGUAAUCCAGAGGCUGUUUUCUCAAACCCUGACUGCAUGGACACCUCCACCUGACACCAGUGUAGGACAGCAGAGAGCUUACAGCUCGGUGAGAGUAACUGUGUACAGAACCCUAGAACUGUGGGUCAAGGUGGUUGGAGCUUCUUCUAGCAUCCUUCAGGGAGCCUCCAGCCAUGCAAGCCUCCUGUUUAACCACCUGCUUUCUGACAUCACACCAGAAGCAGAAUCUGUUAAGCUGAGGACAGGUCUGUCGGUUGACGUGGUUCCUGGGGGAAAACCGGGUCCUCGGAGGACAAAGCAGUUGGUCUUAGCAGAGACAGUUGGAUCAUCACUCCAGAGAAAAGGAGACCUUCUGUCCAAUCUGGACACAUGUCUGUCAGCCCUCAGAGCACUGAGACAAAUCAUACAGACUAGUGGAACGCUGCUAAAGGACAAUAUUCACAAGAGACUCCAUGAAGUUGUGUUGCCGCUUUGUGUGCGUCUCCAGCAGCAGCAGUCGAGCAGCAUGUCUGCAUGUGAACCUGCAGGAGGCAUCAGUGGACAGUACAGCAGCGCCCUUACUCGGCGAGAACUGUACAGAUUACUGCUGGCUCUGGUCCUGGUCCCAUCACCGUGUUGGCCUCCCCCUAUGACCUGCGCUGUGUCAAUCCUCAGCAACGGGCGCACCGAACGCAACCUCAAGGUUUCUACUUUCUGUGCUGAAGCACUUACCAUCUGUAACGCCAUCCUCCAUUCACGCAGUCCCUCCAUUGCCCUCCCUUUACCACCCCUCACCCUGAAACCCACCACCACAUCUUCGGUCCUUUCAUGUCAAGGGCCUGGCCCCAGACUAACUUUGCCAACCUUACUGGGUGGUCCUGCCCCCGGUCCUCCAUUCCCUACCCGUCAUUCUCUCAACCUGGGCUCCACUUCCCUGUUGGGCUCCUUGGAAAACCAUUUAUCCCUGAUUCCAGGGAUGCCAGGUCAGGCCCCAGCUCCAGGAGACUUGAUGUUGUCUCCACAGACACACCAUCAGGAUCCUGUUGCCCCCACAGAAGGGCAGCGCUCUGUGUUUGUCCGCUAUGACAAAGAGGAAGCGGAAGACGUGGAGAUAUCUCUUGCAAGUGACUCGGAUGACAGCGUGGUCAUUGUUCCUCCAGGGAUGCUCAACGCUGACAAUCAGCAGAAUGACUCGGCAACAAACUCGCAGAACGUGUUCUCCUCUGCACCAGGCAGCACCGGGGUCUCGUUACCGGGAGGAGACUCCGUCACCAUGGCUCCCACCACAGCAGCACCAACCACAGUAGAUGUAGCCUCUUUGCCCAAUGACUUGGCCACUUCUUCCAUUGCUCCCAUCAACUCCCUCCCUCCUUCCAGCGCCUCAGUGGUCUCACUGGUUCCAUCGCUAAACUCGAGCUCGUUCUCGGCCUCGCCCGGCGGUGGUGGACAAGGGGAGACGGGGGCUGGAAAGCCUCAACUCCAGCAGAUGCUGAUGCAGCCUUCUGCAGCACAUCAGCCCAGUACCGCCAGUCUGCCUCUCCAGAUGCACCAGCUGCAGAACCAGCUGACCCAGCAGGGUCGCCACCUUCACCAACACCCACCCACACCUGCCAACAACGAAGAGUCAGCUGUCAUCAACAUCAACAGUACUGACGAUGAAGAAGAGGAAGAUGAUGAGGACAUGGAAGAUGAUGAAGACCUUGAGGAAGAGGAGGAUGGGAUGGAUGAGGAAGAUGAAGAGGAAGAAGGGAGUGAAUUUUAUGAUGGGGAGGAGUUCGAGGAGUUUGAAGAGGAGGGUGAGGAGCUUGAAGAAGAAGAAGAGGAGGAGGAGGAAGACGAAGAUGGGGAUAUACCACCGCUGGAAGGAUCGGAGGACAAGUCUGAGGAGGUGGGCAUGGAGGAUGAUAAAGUGCUUCAGGCAGCGAUGGAGGAAGGGGAGGUGGAGGCAUAUAACGUGGAGGGAGAAGCAGAAGGAGGGAUAGAAGAGCUACAGACCAGCAGAACACUGUUCAGAGAAGACAGGAUGAAGAUACAGGAGGUGGAGAGCAUCGGAGUUCUGGAAGAAGCAAGAGAAGCAGAGAGGGAGGAGGAGAGCGAACAGAUGGAUGAUCCCACCAUGCCACAGAUCUUGUGUGUCACUGGUGGGGCCCUGGAAGAAAGGCUGGAGACUGCUGAAGAGGGUGGAGGUGAAAGAGGAGGCCUUCAGGAGGAGGCGAGCUUGUGGGAGCAAGAUGCCAAGGGGAACGAGGUGACGCCUGCCUCGGAGAAGCACACAGCCAAUCAGAGUCAGCAGGAGUCUGUAGCUGAAAAUGAAGAAGGCAGCGGGAGAAAUGAGCCGCCAUCCACUCAUCAGGAGGAAGAGCCAGCAACUGGAGAAAGAAAAGACUCUGCAGGUGAAGCUGAGGAAACCUCGGCUGGUGAGGAGGUUCAAGAGCCGGAGCAGACCGACGCAGAUCAAGGAAACCUAAAGGAAGCAGAUCAACAAGGAACUGAGAAAGAAACAGGAGAGGAGGAAGGAAAAGAAGACGGGGAGGAGGGUGAUGGAAAGGAGGAGAAGGGAAUGAAGAGAAAGAGAGAAGAUGAGGACACAGUGGAACAAGACGAGCAAAACACAGAGAAGAAAAAGAUGGAAGAUGAAGCCAUGGCCUCCAUGUUGGCAGAUUUUAACCCCUGUCCACCAGAUGAUGAAGAUGCCUCAGGACUGAACCGCUCCAGCACAUCUCCUCCUGAAGCGAUGUGAUGUGAAUCAUUGUGACAGACGUUAGAAAACUAUAACAUGAGUCACGUUUUUAUGUUGUAAUACCUCAAACAUAAAAUUAGAAGUCAUUCUUUGUUCUAAAUCUGGUCUUCUUUUUUAUGGUUAAUCAGUUUCACUGUGUUGCUGAUGUUAGGUAUGAUGGUGUUGAGUGGGAACCCAGUAACAGUGAAGGGAGCAGCAUCUCUUUGCAUUAACCUGGUGAACCUCCAGAAAUCUGUUACCCAGAACCUCUGAAUUCAUGCAGUUUGACGUUUGGAUGCAUCUUUAUUCUUCUUUGUUGUAUCUGUCAUCUGUGCUUUCUUAUUAAAGUUAAAAUAUUAUGUCAUGAGAAACUCACUACACCGUUUAUUCUGAGAUUUAUUUUCCAUAAUUUAA